Molecule: messenger RNA, 350 nt
Organism: Paramecium primaurelia
Lineage: Eukaryota; Ciliophora; Oligohymenophorea; Peniculida; Parameciidae
Source: the annotation of a GenBank genome assembly
AUGACAGUAGUUAAUAAUUUUAUUUAAAUUUAAAGUUAUAAGUGUAUGAAGGUUGUUAUAAAUUAUUAUACUAAUAUUUAAAAGACUUUUACUACCAUAAGGAUGACUUUCUCUAUGGAGAAUGGGAGAUUAUGGGAACAAGUCAGAAUAUUCAGAUUGAAUUCAUAUGUAAUAUUACUAUUUAUAAUUGAUUCUUAGAAGAUAAGACUAAUUAAGGGUAAAAUAAUCAUUUACUUAGAGAUCUUACAAAUUGUGCUUAAAAUCAAUAAACAGAACAUAAUAUAGAAGAUGAAAACCCCAAGAUUAUGUAUUCGAUAAGUAAAACACCCAAACUAAAAAGAAAGUGCUGA